AGGCAGGCGACCAAUCAGAUUGUGAUGAAUUGUGCUGAUAUUGAUAUUAUUACAGCUUCAUAUGCACCAGAGGGAGAUGAAGAAAUACAUGCUACAGGAUUUAACUAUCAGAAUGAAGAUGAAAAAGUCACCUUGUCUUUUCCUAGUACUCUCCAAACAGGUACAGGAACCUUAAAGAUAGAUUUUGUUGGUGAGCUGAAUGACAAAAUGAAAGGUUUCUAUAGAAGUAAAUAUACUACCCCUUCUGGCGAGGUGCGCUAUGCUGCUGUCACACAAUUUGAGGCUACUGAUGCCCGGAGAGCUUUUCCUUGUUGGGAUGAGCCUGCCAUCAAAGCAACUUUUGAUAUUUCAUUAGUUGUCCCUAAAGACAGAGUUGCUUUAUCAAAUAUGAAUGUAAUUGAUCGAAAACCAUACCCUGAUGAUGAAAAUUUAGUGGAAGUGAAGUUUGCCAGAACACCUGUUAUGUCUACAUAUCUGGUGGCGUUUGUUGUUGGUGAAUAUGACUUUGUAGAAACAAGGUCAAAAGAUGGUGUUUGUGUCCGUGUUUACACCCCUGUUGGCAAAGCAGAGCAAGGAAAAUUUGCGUUAGAGGUUGCUGCUAAAACCCUGCCUUUUUAUAAGGAUUACUUCAAUGUUCCUUAUCCUCUACCUAAAAUUGAUCUCAUUGCUAUUGCAGACUUUGCAGCUGGUGCCAUGGAGAACUGGGGCCUUGUUACCUAUAGAGAGACUGCAUUGCUAAUUGAUCCCAAAAAUUCCUGUUCUUCAUCACGCCAGUGGGUUGCUCUGGUUGUGGGACAUGAACUCGCCCAUCAAUGGUUUGGAAAUCUUGUUACUAUGGAAUGGUGGACUCACCUUUGGUUAAAUGAAGGCUUCGCUUCCUGGAUUGAGUAUCUGUGUGUAGACCACUGCUUCCCAGAAUAUGAUAUCUGGACUCAGUUUGUUUCUGCUGAUUAUACCCGGGCCCAGGAGCUUGACGCCUUAGAUAACAGUCAUCCAAUUGAAGUCAGUGUGGGCCAUCCUUCUGAGGUUGAUGAGAUAUUUGAUGCCAUAUCCUAUAGCAAAGGUGCAUCUGUCAUCCGAAUGCUGCAUGACUACAUUGGGGAUAAGGACUUUAAGAAAGGAAUGAACAUGUACCUAACAAAAUUCCAACAGAAAAAUGCUGCAACAGAGGAUCUCUGGGAAAGUUUAGAAAAUGCCAGUGGUAAACCCAUAGCUGCUGUGAUGAAUACCUGGACCAAACAAAUGGGAUUUCCCCUCAUUUAUGUGGAAUCAGAGCAGGUAGAAGAUGACAGAGUACUGAGGUUGUCCCAAAGGAAGUUUUGUGCCAGUGGACCAUAUGUUGGAGAAGACUGUCCUCAAUGGAUGGUUCCUAUCACAAUCUCUACUAGUGAAGAUCCUAACCAUGCCAAACUAAAAAUUCUCAUGGACAAACCAGAGAUGAAUGUGGUUUUAAAAAAUGUCAAGCCAGAGGAGUGGGUAAAGCUAAACCUGGGAACAGUUGGGUUUUAUCGGACUCAGUACAGUUCCACCAUGCUGGAAAGUUUAUUACCAGGCAUACGUGACCUUUCUCUGCCCCCAGUGGAUCGACUUGGUUUACAGAAUGACCUCUUCUCCUUGGCUCGAGCUGGAAUCAUUAGCACUGUAGAGGUUCUAAAAGUCAUGGAGGCUUUUGUGAAUGAGCCCAAUUAUACUGUAUGGAGCGACCUGAGCUGUAACCUGGGGAUUCUCUCAACUCUCUUGUCCCACACAGACUUCUAUGAGGAAAUCCAGGAGUUUGUGAAAGAUGUCUUUUCACCUAUAGGGGAGAGACUAGGCUGGGACCCCAAACCUGGAGAAGGUCAUCUCGAUGCACUCCUGAGGGGCUUGGUUCUGGGCAAACUUGGAAAAGCAGGACAUAAAGCAACAUUAGAAGAAGCCCGCCGUCGGUUUAAGGACCAUGUGGAAGGGAAACAGAUCCUUUCUGCUGACCUGAGGAGUCCUGUCUAUCUGACUGUUUUGAAGCAUGGUGAUAGUACUACCCUAGACAUUAUGCUUAAGCUUCACAAACAAGCAGAUAUGCAGGAAGAGAAAAACCGAAUUGAAAGAGUCCUUGGGGCUACUCUUUCACCUGAGCUGAUUCAAAAAGUCCUCACCUUUGCACUUUCAGAAGAGGUACGUCCACAGGACACUGUAUCUGUAAUUGGUGGUGUGGCUGGAGGCAGCAAGCAUGGAAGGAAAGCUGCUUGGAAGUUUAUAAAGGACAACUGGGAAGAGCUUUAUAAUCGCUACCAAGGAGGAUUUUUAAUAUCCAGACUAAUAAAGCUCUCUGUUGAGGGAUUUGCAGUUGACAAAAUGGCUUCAGAGGUUAAGGCUUUCUUUGAGAGUCACCCAGCUCCUUCAGCUGAGCGUACCAUCCAGCAGUGUUGUGAAAAUAUCCUGCUGAAUGCUGCUUGGCUAAAGCGAGACGCAGAAAGCAUCCACCAGUACCUCCUUCAGCGGAAGGCCUCGCCACCCACAGCGUGAACCCAGCGCGCGGCCGUUGCUGCAGUUCUGCUGCUUCGCUGCAGGGAUGAGGUGGAGCAACCGAACAGCUGAUUCAUAUGCCAAGAAUUUGGAGUCUUCUUUCAAACCAGUGGGGGUUGGACAAUGAAUGUAGUUAACUGGUUCCUGCUCACACUCCAGAAUUAAAUUUUAUUGAAAAAAGGAAAAUCAGCAAUUCAGC
Elephantulus edwardii (Cape elephant shrew) is the source of this 2701-nucleotide messenger RNA. It is a transcript of the gene NPEPPS, whose product is annotated as aminopeptidase puromycin sensitive. Lineage: Eukaryota; Metazoa; Chordata; Mammalia; Macroscelidea; Macroscelididae. Gene Ontology annotation, molecular function: zinc ion binding; metalloaminopeptidase activity; peptide binding. The transcript has 22 exons. The record is from RefSeq and is a predicted model, not a curated record. Gene Ontology annotation, biological process: proteolysis; peptide catabolic process. The coding region runs from base 25 to 2502 and encodes 825 amino acids. Gene Ontology annotation, cellular component: cytoplasm.